AUGCGUUUAAAAAUGCGAAGAGACCUUCUUCAGCUCGUGGCAACUUUACUCACAGAUACAGGAGUAAACAUUUUGCAUGAAAACGAUCAAUGGAGCAUUUGGCGAUUCAUUAUACUCUUCACUUCAUUCCUUUCAGCAGGAUUGUCAACCACCGCGUUCUGCUUAAUCAAUACCAAUGAUUUCUACGCCUUCGCCAACCCUGCCCCAUAUAUCGCCGCAGCCACCAACGUUCUAAACAGCGCCUACCUUUUAUUACAUUACAAAAACAUCAUCAGCGAAAUCUUAUUCGAAAUGGAUCAGAAUUGUUACACGUAUCCGGACGAGCAUCUGCUUCAAAUCGAAUACCCUUGGUAUUUGCAAGAGUCCAACAUCAAGCUCAUAAUGGGAGUCAUGAAAUACGCCAUCUUCAACGUCGUAUUAAUGGUCAGUUUACCAGUUUUUGGAGAAUUGGUGUAUUACGGUAGGAUUAAAACGUUCAUAUAUCCUUUUUGGGCGCCUUGGAAAGUGGACAGUUUAAGAAGCGAGUUGAUGACGUUUGUACUACAAUUUACUCAGGCGUGUAGCGCCGUUUGGUUGAAUUACGUCGUGUCGAUUUUUUUAUUCUUCAUCGUGAUUGAGUUCAUGAGACAGUACCAAAGAUUGAUUUCUGCUGUUUCAUCUUUGGAACAUCGAACAUUGCAGCAAGUUGUGAAGGAAGAAUGCUUUGAUCGAGCAUUGCGAGAAAACAUCAUGCAUUGUGUUAGGCAUCAUCAAAUACUGCACAAGAAUUUCGAACGAUUCAAGAUCUGGUUCUCAAUGCUUUUCUCGGUAGAACUCGCCAUGUCCUUCAUAACUUUCGCGCUUGCUUUGCUCGUCAUGAUAAAUGCUUCAAGUCUGGGUCAAGUUUUAAAUUAUUUCACGGUGGUAUUCUUCAUCUGGAUUAAUCUACUGAUCAGAUGCUUGAUUAGCGAGAUAUUCUCAUAUUUGAACGAAAACCUUGCUGACACGCUUAUUUGGGAUGUAACAUGGUACAAGACAAACAAAGAAAACAGAACACUGCUUUUAAUGUUCCACUUGACAGCCUGCAAGCCAUUACGUUUAUAUGGACUAUCAGUUUUUGAAGCUACUCGGGUCACGUUUGCUAAAUUAGUUCGCACAACGUAUUCUUUCUUCAAUGUAUUGAACCUUUCUUUGAAAAAGUAG
This is a messenger RNA of Planococcus citri (citrus mealybug), 1182 nucleotides long. RefSeq lists its product as uncharacterized. Gene Ontology annotation, cellular component: plasma membrane. Gene Ontology annotation, molecular function: olfactory receptor activity; odorant binding. Gene Ontology annotation, biological process: detection of chemical stimulus involved in sensory perception of smell; sensory perception of smell. The coding region runs from base 1 to 1182 and encodes 393 amino acids. The transcript has 4 exons. The record is from RefSeq and is a predicted model, not a curated record. Lineage: Eukaryota; Metazoa; Arthropoda; Insecta; Hemiptera; Pseudococcidae.